CCACGCGCGGAGCGCUUUCGUAGCUAUUAUAAAGUCGUUCGCGCCAUUGAUACCGUGCUGCAAACCACUUGUUGCUGACUCACAUCGAGCUUGCGAAUUUCACGCCAACCCCUCCACCAGUUCUUCAAUAUCACCCGCCUCAGUUCCAUAGCCAGCACCCCGCCGCCCCGCAACCAUGACUUCCCAAAUCCCCAUCAUGUUCACGCUCCCACCGUCCAACCGCCACGAGCUCAUCCUUCUUGACGUCGAGAAGCCAAGCCUCAAGGCGCUCAACAAGCAGCUCACAGCGACUAUCGCGAGCAGCCCCAAUUGCGAGGAGUUCAUGGCCAAGCACAAAGCCGCCGACACGCCCAAGGAGCAGAUCCUCGAACUCAAGGUGCACUGGAGCUCUGCAGGGAGGGAUCGCAAGGUUUGGCCUGAGUACACGAUUGUCACGGAGGCGAAUUUCCCGGCGAUUUUGGAGGUGUUGAGUAAGGGGGAUGCGAAGGAUGUGCUGGAGGUUAAGGUUGGAAAGGAGGAGUAAUGGCCGCGAGGGGAGUGUAGGUUGUUUUAAUAUAUACUUAAAUUUAGAGAGU
This is a messenger RNA of Paraphaeosphaeria sporulosa, 575 nucleotides long. RefSeq lists its product as uncharacterized. The coding region runs from base 176 to 523 and encodes 115 amino acids. The record is from RefSeq and is a predicted model, not a curated record. The transcript has 3 exons. Lineage: Eukaryota; Fungi; Ascomycota; Dothideomycetes; Pleosporales; Didymosphaeriaceae.